AUGAUCAAUGUGGAGGGCUUCCACUAUCUACAAGGACACGGUGGUCUGAUGAUGGACCCAAACACUCCUGGCUCGUCUAAAAAUGGAAAUGGAGGAAAAAAAUCUCCCAGGAAGGAGGAACGUAAAAAGUUCCUUAAAAAAGGUACUGGCAAACUGGCGUACAAAGCCAGUGGAGCUGUAAGACCAUCUGCUCCACCCAUAAGUUUCGAGCCACACAGGACAGCUGACAGACCUGUGGAGGAGCUUCCACCAGUAAUGGAAGGUCCUUCCUUGAAAGCUAUUUUCCAUUAUCAGGAAGACUCCCAACCUGGCCCCUCAAAUAUGCCAGCAUCUCCCGAAUUUAGACCACCCACACCCGAACCAAGACCAUCGCCACACGCCAUUGACUCCCCACCCCAGGAACCCUCUGCAAGCUGGGCUACCAUUGCUUCCUUGCGAGAGAGAGCAGUUGAAGUGGCUGCAACGAGGAGCCCCCAACAUAUCCCAACCACUCCUUCUCGCAAACGGAGAAGCGAGUUCGGAGAAACAAAUCAGCCAGCUAAAAGAAUGGCUGGAGAACUAAAUGGAAACCAGCCAUCAACAAGUCGCAUUGAUGAUGUUUCAAUGAUCGAACCUACUCCACCGCCACAACCUACUCCAUCGCCACAACCUACUCCACCGCCACAACCUACUCCACCGCCACAACCUACUCCACCGCCACAACCUACUCCACCGCCACAACCUACUCCACCGCCACAACCUACUCCACCAACCGCACAACCUAGUCCUAGACCACGACCAGCAAGAGCUCCACGAAGGAGAGUUCGACAAUUUCCACUUGUUCCAACUGCAACAUAUGAUGGACCGCCCAAUAACGAUGCGGCGAUCGAAGAAAGGAUCCAGGAACGUCUCCGGCGUUUGGCGGCCAAGGACCGCCUCGACGACCUCUUCGAGAGGAUCCGAGACGCCAACCCGGAGGUAAGAGUCACCAGGGCUUUAUUCGAUAGAAGAAUCAAGGACCUGGUAGGCGAUCAGAGCCGUGCCGAGCUCGGCAUCAAUUUAGAUGCAAUUCCGGCAGCGGAUUCCCCCGAAGAGUAUUUGGUGCUCUGCCGAUAUGCCUUGGCCCGUGAUGUGGCUCUCUGUGCAAAACGGAGGCAAAUCGCGGACCGGGACAUAUCGGUAGCCAUCGAACACCUUUGGGUGGCUUAG
This is a messenger RNA of Argiope bruennichi, 1188 nucleotides long. RefSeq names its product proline-rich protein 12-like. The record is from RefSeq and is a predicted model, not a curated record. Lineage: Eukaryota; Metazoa; Arthropoda; Arachnida; Araneae; Araneidae. The transcript has 11 exons. Bases 1 to 1188 code for a protein of 395 amino acids.